AAAAAUAAACUUAAAAAAAUCCAGAUUCCUGGGCUGCAUCUCCAGAGACUGCAAUUCAAUAACUGUAGGUAGUGUCCGGAUAUGCAUUAUAAACAGUCCUAGGAUCACAUUUUACCCCAGAGCCUAUGAGGCAGAGUUGGAAUGCCCCCAGUUGGGGCUUAUUCAAUGCAGCCACAGAACCAACUAGCCCUGUAGCUGGGACUCUAUCAUCGUAAACUUGGGGUUCUCAAGGCACCAAGGAAAGUUCCUGAGAUGCUAGAUUACAUCAGGCUAAGUGGGGAGCUCAAGCUCAGAGUGGGAGAGUUUCUUAGAGUUCCAGACUGACUGGCAAGAUAAAGAGGGGGUCACCAUGAGAGAGAAAGUGAAGUUCACUUGGAACAUGGAUAUCCUGUAUCGACUGUCCAAACUGGGCUGCUGACUGCACAGGCUUAUAAUGGAAAUUCUUCUUGUUAUCCUGAGGAACUUCCCAUUCGGGUGGUCAAGCCAUGUGGAGUUCAGUAAACUACUCAUGAGCUGCCCUUUUCUGGAUUUCACUCUACCUAACUAAAAUGAGCGGUUGGUCCAGGAGACUGCUAAGGUUCCCCCUGGUCUGACUUGUUAGGGUUCUCCACCCCCUGGGGCUUUGCUCCCUUCUUCUUCUUCCUCAUAUAUGAAUGCUUGUGCGGGGGCCAGGUCUGAUUCUCUCACAAACCAUUUACCUAGUAUAAAUAGAGUAGUGCCUACACGUAGUAGGUGCUCGUUAAAUAUUUAUUGCAAGAAUGAAGAACUAUCUAUAAUUGGUCAUGAGAUAAAAUAGUCCCUAUUGGAACAAAGCCCAGAGAGUAAAGCAGAGGCAGGAGCUGAGGUUGUUGGAAUCUCUUGAGCAAGAGAAUUCUCACAAGCCACUGGCCCAGCCAGCUUCAUGGCGGAAAUCUGAUAAUUUCAGAGGCAGCCAUGCUACAUUUCUUUUCCUUUAAACAUAUCUGUCUUAUAAAAGGAAUUUAUGUACAUCAUAGAAAAUUUAUCAAAUUUUAAAAGGUAGAAAAACAUUUUGAAACCACAGCCCAGUGAUUUUUCUUUUCUUUUUGGUACUUUUCUGUACUUUUGGAAUUGGAGGAAAAUGGUACAUGCUAUUUUUUAAAACAUCUGUAAUUCAAAGAUUUUUCAGUGCUUUUCUACGCAUGUCUAACGCAUUUGGAAACCAGACUGUUGAUAUAGUGUCAUAUUGUGAAUUCUCUGCCCACAUGUUCCUUAAAGUCUUAAGCAUCAUUUUAGAUGGCUUUAUGAUAAUAGUACCUUUCUUUAACCACUCCCUCCUUAUGGACAUUUAGGCUGUCUCCUUUAUGCUUGAUAUUACAAGUAUCACAAUGAUAAGCAUUACUGCCUACAAAUUUUUAAUCUGCAUUUUUUUAUUUCCUUAGGAUAGAGUCCCAGAAGUGGAAUUACUCUGUCAAAGAGUAUAAAGCUCUUUAAACUUGAAACGCAGUGCCAAAAUAUUUUGUAGAGAAGUUUUCAUCAGUUUAUGCUGAAAGUCACUAUCUUUCAAUUAGCUUUUUAGCCGCCUCUGCAGAGAAGAGGAGAAACAGCCUUGCAAGCUUCCCAGACGCUGCAAUGCAAGGUGAGAGUACACAGGGGUACUUCUGUAGUUCUGCCUCAGCCGUCCCUCACCGGGAAGGCGCCCGUCUGGUUUCCUAAUUCUUUGAGGUCUUCCUUUCUUAACUCCCCGGAAGAAAAAAAUGGCCCAGGGAUGGAGCAUGUUGGUAGUAAAGGCAGUGAGGGUGGAGGUGGAUCCUUAGGUUUGAGCACAAAGAAGACUUUGUCAACAAGAAUCCAACACUCGGAGAUCCUUCAUGGAAACAUCCGUACAUUCCAACCAAAGUGAUCUUUCACAGACGGGCAGGAUUACGAAAGAGGAGGAGUUGGUGGCGCCUUCCAGCGGGAGAGCUGCGGCGCCUUUAAGGCCCAAUCCGGGACUCGGCCCUUUAAAUCUGUGUCAGUUUCCCCUGACGUCAGCAAGCGGGCCGGCUACCCUGCUGUUUACCGCCUCGCGGCGCCGCACACUCUCCCGAGUUGCGCGCACCGGGGCCGCCACGGCCGCCCGCCCUUAAAGGGCCCGCGCCCCAGAAAACUCGCCGCGCCUCCCGGCGUCCGGUCGCUGCCGCCUGUCACGCUCCUCACCCUCAGACACUCCUCCCUUCCCGGCUGCCCCCGCCGCCGGAUUCCCUCCCUUCCUCCCUCCCCUUUCCCGGCGUCUCCAAGCUCCCAGCAACCAGCCGCCCCCUGGCUCUCGCGGCCCUGGCUGGCCGCCGCAAGGUCUCCGGGCCGCGCUCAGCCCCUCGCGAGCUGACCCGUACCCCACACCCCCACCCCCUCUCCCGCCGCCCCUCCCUGUCGGGCCCCCUGGGAGCGUCUCUGCGGCUCUGGGGAGGGGACGUUUCCUAAUCUCAGGCCGGGGUUAAAGUUCUGGUCCUGGUGCGAUGCUGGAAGCUGCGGCCGGAGCCGCAACCCGUCCCGGAGGUGUCCUGUCGCCUGUCGCCGCCCCCGCCACCACCGCUGCCGCCGCCACCGCCGCCUUGCCGGGGCCAUGUUCGUUCUGGGCUUGCCCUUCUUGGCGUUCUUGGUGGCCUCGGUCGAGAGCCAUCUGUGGGUUCUGGGGCCCAAGAACGUCUCGCAGAAAGAUGCCGAGUUUGAGCGCACCUACGUGGACGAGGUCAACAGCGAGCUGGUCAACAUCUAUACCUUCAACCACACUGUGACCCGAAACCGGACGGAAGGCGUGCGUGUGUCUGUGAAUGUCCUGAACAAGCAGAAGGGGGCUCCUUUGCUGUUUGUGGUCCGCCAGAAGGAGGCUGUGGUGUCCUUCCAGGUGCCCCUAAUCCUGCGAGGGCUGUAUCAGCGAAAGUACCUCUACCAAAAGGUGGAGCGAACGUUGUGUCAGCCCCCCACCAAGAAUGAGUCCGAGGUCCAGUUCUUCUACGUGGAUGUCUCCACCCUGUCACCAGUCAACACCACAUACCAGCUCCGGGUCAGCCGAAUGGACGACUUCGUGCUCAGGACCGGGGAGCAGUUUAGCUUCAAUACCACAGCAGCCCAGCCCCAGUACUUCAAGUACGAGUUCCCAGAGGGAGUGGACUCGGUGAUUGUCAAGGUGACCUCCAACAAGGCCUUCCCCUGCUCAGUCAUCUCCAUCCAGGAUGUCCUGUGCCCUGUCUACGACCUGGACAACAAUGUAGCUUUCAUCGGCAUGUACCAGACUAUGACCAAGAAGGCAGCCAUCACUGUGCAGCGCAAAGACUUCCCCAGCAAUAGCUUUUACGUGGUGGUCGUGGUGAAGACUGAAGACCAGGCCUGUGGGGGUUCCUUGCCUUUCUACCCCUUUGUAGAAGAUGAACCGGUUGAUCAAGGUCACCGCCAAAAAACCCUGUCAGUGGUGGUAUCUCGAGCAGUCACGUCCGAGGCCUAUGUUGGUGGUAUGCUCUUUUGCCUGGGCAUAUUUCUCUCCUUCUACCUGCUGACCAUCCUCCUGGCCUGCUGGGAGAACUGGAGGCAGAGGAAGAAGACGCUUCUGGUGGCCAUGGACCGAGCCUGCCCAGAAAGCGGUAACCCCCGGGUCCUGGCCGAUGCCUUCCCCGGCAGCUCCCCGUAUGAAGGUUAUAACUACGGUUCCUUUGAGAACAGUUCCGGAUCCACCGACGGGCUGGUCGACAGCUCAGGCACUGGAGACCUCUCCUACAGCUACCAGGGGCACGAGUGGUUCAAGCGGCGCCUCCCCUUUGGCCAGAUGCGGCAGCUGUGCAUUGCCAUGGAUCGCUCCCUUGACCCUGUGGGCGCUCGGCCACGCCUGGACUCCAUGAGCUCUGUGGAGGAGGACGACUAUGACACAUUGACCGACAUUGAUUCAGACAAGAACGUCAUUCGCACCAAGCAAUACCUCUAUGUGGCCGACCUGGCACGCAAGGAUAAACGCGUCCUUCGGAAAAAGUACCAGAUCUACUUCUGGAACAUCGCCACCAUCGCUGUCUUCUACGCACUUCCUGUGGUGCAGCUGGUGAUCACCUACCAGACGGUGGUGAAUGUCACAGGGAAUCAGGACAUCUGCUACUACAACUUCCUCUGUGCCCACCCGCUGGGCAACCUCAGCGCCUUCAACAACAUCCUGAGCAACCUGGGGUACAUCCUGCUGGGGCUCUUAUUCCUACUCAUCAUCCUGCAGCGGGAGAUCAACCACAACCGGGCCCUGCUGCGGAAUGACCUCUAUGCCCUGGAAUGUGGGAUCCCGAAACACUUUGGCCUGUUCUAUGCCAUGGGCACAGCCCUGAUGAUGGAGGGGCUGCUUAGUGCCUGCUAUCACGUCUGCCCCAACUAUACCAACUUCCAGUUCGACACGUCGUUCAUGUACAUGAUUGCCGGGCUGUGCAUGCUGAAGCUCUACCAGAAGCGGCACCCGGACAUCAACGCCAGUGCCUACAGCGCCUAUGCCUGCUUGGCCAUCGUCAUCUUCUUCUCCGUGCUGGGCGUGGUCUUUGGCAAAGGGAACACAGCGUUCUGGAUCGUCUUCUCGGUCAUUCACAUCAUUGCCACCCUGCUCCUCAGCACACAGCUCUAUUACAUGGGCCGCUGGAAGCUGGACUCGGGCAUCUGCCGCCGCAUCCUCCACGUGCUCUACACAGAUUGCAUCCGCCAGUGCAGCGGGCCUCUCUACGUGGACCGCAUGGUGCUGCUGGUUAUGGGCAACAUUAUCAACUGGUCACUAGCUGCCUAUGGGCUCAUCAUGCGCCCCAAUGACUUCGCCUCCUACUUGUUGGCCAUUGGCAUCUGCAACCUGCUCCUCUACUUUGCCUUUUACAUCAUCAUGAAGCUCCGCAGCGGGGAACGGAUCAAGCUCAUCCCCCUCCUCUGCAUUGUCUGCACCUCGGUGGUGUGGGGCUUUGCCCUCUUCUUCUUCUUCCAGGGACUCAGCACCUGGCAGAAAACCCCCGCAGAGUCUCGGGAACACAACCGAGACUGCAUCCUCCUGGACUUCUUUGACGACCACGACAUCUGGCACUUCCUCUCCUCCAUUGCCAUGUUCGGGUCGUUCCUGGUGUUGCUGACACUGGACGAUGACCUGGACACCGUGCAGCGGGACAAGAUCUAUGUCUUCUAGUGGGAGCCAGGCCCCUCGCUUUACUCAGGGGGCCCUGAGCUCCUCUGUCUCCCUGCCCAGAGCCCCUGCAGCUCUGGGGGCGUGCAUCCCCGCCCUGCAGCCCAGUGUGGGUAGUGGCGGGACAGCGAGGCCCAAGCUUGGCCCGGGACAGUCACAGCGGUGGGCCUGGCCGCUGCCCUCUGCUGAGAAGGAGGCCUCCUCCCGCAAGACCCCAGAUGUUGGCCACGUGUUGCUGCUUCUCAGUGUUGAGGGCCUCUCAGGGGCCCUGUCCGUUGGCUCUCCGUCUGUUCCUCUGCAGGAGGAAGGAGGAAAGUGUUGCCCUGCCCAGUUCAUGCCUUGCGUUCUGCCAGUCCCUCCCCUCCCCACGAGCCUAUGACUGCGAGCCCUUUCUUCUCCCUGAGUUCCAGUCCAGGGCCCGGUUGGGCCUGAUUCUCUGUCCUGCACCAGGGCCCCAUAGCGCUUUGGGGCCAUACCUGACUGCCAUCACUGCCCAUUCCAGCCAGGAUGAAUGGGCUGUAGGAUUUUGGAGGCUGGCCAGCUGGUGCCACCCUUUUGGUGCUAUGGCCUAAGAGGGGCUUCAGGCAGUGCUGCCUCCUCCCUUUGACCUGUGCUUGGAGCUGGUUCUGUGGUAAUAAGGGUCAGCUCAUGUGUGAGAGUCGCCUUUGAGCUGAGGGACUGAAUUCAAAGGUCACCUGCCUAUCUCGUCAGCCCCCAGACUGAUGUUGGCACCAGGAUCAGAGGGAAAGAUCAGUUUACCCCUUUCCUUCUUUUUCUUUCUAGGCCCUCUCUCCUGCCAAGCCCCCACUGGGGGCCUUUCAGUGCCAUUGACACUGCCCAAGAAUGUCCAGGGGCAGAGGAGUGGGACACAAGGCGCCUAGCUCCUCUUGUCUCCUCAUAGCCGCGGGAGCCCCAGUGCCUAUCUUAGAAGGGGGCUCAGGAAGGGACAUGAUCUUCCUCUCAAUGUCCCUAGUCCAGCCUCACUCUAGGACCUGGGGCUGGCUUCGGUGUUUCCGUCCUGUCUUUGGCCAAGUUUUGUGUUAGUCACACACAUAUACAUGUAUGAAACCUUGAAGUUUACACUGAGCCGCCCCAGCUCUGGGCCCCCUGGCUGCUCUGUCCUUCGAACCCCUUCCCCUACCCGGUUCAUUCCAGAUGCCAAGACUGGGGGAGGGCAGGUCAGGCCUCUGCCUUGGGGAUGGGAGUGUGUCUUAUUCUGCCCAACUUGUUUUUACAGCUCUCCCUUGGGCUGGGGAGAGGAGGUGGAUCUGGAUCCGUUUUCAGAACUCCGUUUAAUGUCUGUUGCCAUGCUAUGGUUGCAUUUCUGUUUUCUAUGAAUGGGUCUGCAUUCAAUUAAAGAAACAACCGGACGCA
Molecule: messenger RNA, 6496 nt
Organism: Prionailurus viverrinus (fishing cat)
Lineage: Eukaryota; Metazoa; Chordata; Mammalia; Carnivora; Felidae
Gene: SIDT2
Product: SID1 transmembrane family member 2
Exons: 27
Coding region: 2564-5125 (853 amino acids)
Cellular component (GO): membrane
Source: RefSeq, a predicted model, not a curated record